CAAUUGAUCAGGAGCACCAAUAUUCCAGAAGUGAAGAACCCAGAAAUUCACGAAAUUAGAAAUCAAAAAGCUUCUAGAAAAGCGCAGUUAAAGCUUUUUGAAAGUAAUCUAAUUUAAAGUCUAAAUACCAACGCAACAAAUUUUGAUUAAGCGAGAGUGUGAGGUUUUGUCGAGACAAGAUGAUUAUACCGGUUCGUUGUUUUACUUGUGGGAAAGUUAUUGGAAAUAAAUGGGAGGCUUAUCUUGGGCUUUUGCAAGCUGAAUAUACGGAAGGAGAUGCUUUGGAUGCUUUGGGUUUGAAGAGGUACUGUUGCAGAAGAAUGCUUCUUGGACACGUCGAUCUUAUUGAAAAGUUAUUGAAUUAUGCUCCUUUAGAGAAGUAAUCUGUAGUAGUAAGUCUGUUAAGUAAGUGUAGGUGUAAGUUUAAUUUUAUGGCAUGUAAAAAGGCGCGUUUUUGAAUAAAUUUUACUAUUA
Molecule: messenger RNA, 474 nt
Organism: Tribolium castaneum (red flour beetle)
Lineage: Eukaryota; Metazoa; Arthropoda; Insecta; Coleoptera; Tenebrionidae
Gene: Polr2L
Product: RNA polymerase II, I and III subunit L
Exons: 2
Coding region: 180-383 (67 amino acids)
Biological process (GO): transcription by RNA polymerase I; tRNA transcription by RNA polymerase III; transcription by RNA polymerase II
Cellular component (GO): RNA polymerase II, core complex; RNA polymerase I complex; RNA polymerase III complex
Molecular function (GO): DNA binding; zinc ion binding
Source: RefSeq, a predicted model, not a curated record